GCUUAUGCAGCAAUAACUCCGCCAGGAGAAGCCAGAGUAGACUGGAAAAUAAUACGUGCCAUCAGCGAAGUUGCGGGGAAAACUUUGCCGUACAGUGAUCUCACUCAAAUGAGAGCACGAAUGUUUGAGAUUGCGCCUCACCUUAUUCGGAUCGGCAGCGUUGAGGAGUGCUCGUUCCAAGAACAAGCACUAAAACUGGCUGAGCCUGCAAACGUGAAUGUAUUGCUGAAGCCCAGAUUGCUCGAAUUGGGUGACUUUUGGAUGACAAAUUCAGUUACUCGUGCAUCAAAAACCAUGGCUGAGUGUAUCCGGGCCUACCAGCAGUACAAAGAAGACCCUCAUCCUGCAAACGUGAAUGUAUUGCUGAAGCCCAAAUUGCUCGAAUUGGGUGACUUUUGGAUGACAAAUUCAGUUACUCGUGCAUCAAAAACCAUGGCUGAGUGUAUCCGGGCCUACCAGCAGUACAAAGAAGACCCUCAUGUAGAAGAAUCGAGAUUUAUCCAUAUGUGA
Molecule: messenger RNA, 510 nt
Organism: Gongylonema pulchrum
Lineage: Eukaryota; Metazoa; Nematoda; Chromadorea; Rhabditida; Gongylonematidae
Source: the annotation of a GenBank genome assembly